Molecule: messenger RNA, 569 nt
Organism: Sphaerodactylus townsendi
Lineage: Eukaryota; Metazoa; Chordata; Lepidosauria; Squamata; Sphaerodactylidae
Gene: RPL23
Product: ribosomal protein L23
Exons: 5
Coding region: 98-520 (140 amino acids)
Biological process (GO): translation
Cellular component (GO): ribosome; cytosolic large ribosomal subunit
Molecular function (GO): structural constituent of ribosome; large ribosomal subunit rRNA binding
Source: RefSeq, a predicted model, not a curated record
GUGGGAGGCGUGUCAUGUGACCGCGGACGGGAAGUAUUAACCUCCCGGCAGCCUUUGCGCCGUUCCUUUUCCCCCUCUUCCGCCGUCGGCGUCCGAGAUGUCGAAGCGAGGACGUGGCGGCUCUUCCGGUGCGAAGUUCCGCAUCUCGCUCGGUCUCCCCGUUGGAGCUGUGAUCAACUGUGCUGACAAUACAGGGGCAAAGAAUCUGUACAUCAUCUCCGUCAAAGGUAUUAAGGGGCGCCUGAACCGGCUGCCGGCUGCCGGUGUGGGUGAUAUGGUGAUGGCCACCGUCAAGAAAGGCAAGCCAGAACUCCGGAAAAAGGUUCAUCCGGCAGUCGUGAUCCGGCAGCGGAAAUCGUAUAGGAGAAAGGAUGGAGUAUUCUUGUAUUUUGAGGACAAUGCAGGGGUGAUAGUCAAUAACAAAGGCGAAAUGAAAGGCUCCGCUAUCACAGGCCCUGUCGCCAAGGAGUGUGCAGAUCUGUGGCCCAGGAUCGCCUCCAACGCUGGCAGCAUCGCAUAGACUCUUCCUGCGCUCUUUGUGAAGAUUGAAUAAAAGUGGUUGUACCAAA